Molecule: messenger RNA, 4206 nt
Organism: Ostrea edulis (European flat oyster)
Lineage: Eukaryota; Metazoa; Mollusca; Bivalvia; Ostreida; Ostreidae
Exons: 5
Coding region: 280-1596 (438 amino acids)
Source: RefSeq, a predicted model, not a curated record
AGUUUUAUGUCGAAUCUGAGAUUGUUUACAUAUGCAUGGCGACGCAAAGUUGUAUACAUGUAAACAACAUGCAAUGGCCGUGCUAUUUUCCCCACAUAAGUUAGCUAGAUAGGCAAAAAUGAAGAGGUAAGUAUAUUUAGCAAAGUUGUAACAGCAAUCGCCUAUAAUAUAUAUGGUUUUUUUUCUUCCCCAUACAUUGCAAGAACAAGUCGAUGCAAGUCAUGUCAACGGAUAACGUUAGUCCCGAAAUUGAACAUUUCGGCUGACAAAGAUAAAAAUAUGGCAUCUACGACACAAGUUCCUCUUUUAGAUGUAAACUUCGGUUUGAGUUCUACACAGAAGUCUUACGGUGGUAAAAAGGCACCACAUGGCUUCCAUCCAUAUAACGAUGAAGAAGAGUCUCUACAUUUAAGUAGCAGCAUUCCACAGAAAUCAUAUGGAGGAAAGAGAGCGCCAACUGGAUUAAUUGCUGUUAAUUUAGAUGAAGAUUCUAAAUUAACAUGUGUUAAAAAGUCAACAUUAUCAAAUAUUAUUGUUUUGAAUGAUGACGAUGAGUCAACAUGUUAUAAAUCCUAUGGAUUAAAGAAAAUUAUUCCAACAAAUGGUCUAGUCAGUCACGAAGUGGAGGAAACUUCACAUGCACCAAGACGUGUAAACAUCCCUUUAACGGAUAUUAACGAAGAAGGACAGUUAGGUAAUGACAAAGUGACAUUGCCACAGCAUGGGUCUAAGCGUGGAGCACCAGGACCUCUGGUCACAUCAAGUGAUGAAGAGGAGAGUUUGCCCCCUUCUCCUCGUUCUAGUGUAAAUAGUAGUUCAUCUGUCCAACAUGCAUAUGAACAUGACCAUGACUAUGAAAAUGUAGCAUCUCCUAGUGGAAGCAGCACAGCCAGUGGACCUGUGUAUAUAAGACCACCAGGAUUUAAACACCAUGCACAAGAAAUUAAGAAAGUAAAAAAAAAGAAGACCACAGUGUUUGAUUUCAAAUCUGCUCUGAAAAAAAGGGCACCAACUCCUCCCAAAGUUAGACCUAAGAGAGAGUCAGUUCCAAUGAGAUUAAGAGCAUUGCCUCAGUCAUUCUGGAAACAGCCAAAUGUUCCCAAUCCUGUAUCUCCAGCACCUUUACUUCCAUCAUUACCUCCCCUUGGAUCUAAAGACUCGAGUGAAGAUAUCUCCGAUAUGCGACCGAUAACCCCUCCAGAGGACAAAGAGAGACACAAAAAACAGUCCAGACAACCGGAGAGGAAAGUCUACGUCACAGGAGACACAGAUUUACUCCUAAAACAUUUGUUUGACAGAGCAGUAGAAGACAAGAAAAAUCCUUCUCAAAUUAAAAGAGGAAGGCCAAGAAAGAUUGCUGUUCCUAGAGAGACAGGCACCAAAGCUCUUAUUUCUGGUGAUGAUCCAUACCUGGUUGAUGCUGUCACACAGAAAAUGUUUCCCCAAUUGUCACUGGAGUCACGGCAAGGUCAGAUGGGAUCCACAACCCUCCAGUUAGUGACACUCAGGGAUGGGGAUAAAUCUGUCACGCUACCAUCACUUAGUAUAGAGCAGAAUUAUUCUCAGAUGCUGUCAGACCUAGCUAUGAACAUAUGAUGUACUGGCUGAAGGUUUUCUGAGAGUAUUUAUAUUUAUCAUGACACACACACAAAAGAAAUACAAUUUCAUAUUUACAGCAGUAAUAUUUUACACUUUACAAAUAUUCAUUCAGUUGAAAAUGUUUACAAAUCAGGGUUAUCAUGAUUAAUUUAAUUCAUUCCAAUUUUAGAAAUCAGUUGUACUUAACUGAAAGUGUUCAAUGAAUCGGGGUAACAAAAUCAGUGACGUAAAUAAGUGUUGAUAAUGAUAGUUUGAUGUGAUCUACAUUUUUGUAUAUGCAGAGUAGGCAAAUUUGUUCUACAAUUUUGAUUUUUCGGUAGCAAAUUUCCUAGUAAUCUGCAUUACAUAUGUAAUGUUUAAAUAACUGUUGUUGUCUAAUACAUGUAUCCACCUCCCCCUCCCAGAUUGCAUUCUCCAAUUUCAACUUUAAACAUGUGUUCAAAGCAUGUGGCACAAUUUGAUUAUUUUCAUUUCAUUCCCAGACAGUACUUUGUGUAUAUGUGUAUGCCUUUGUUUUGUUUAUUCUUAGAUGUUCUUAAACUGAGAGUGACAUUAAGCACUAAUAAUACUGUGGAAUCGUCAAGUUUUUUGUGGUUUGAGAAAAAUGCAUGUAAGAAUAUUUUUAAAGUCCUGCUUUUAUGGUUUAAAGAUCAAGCUAUCAUGUUUUAUGUAAUUCAAAUUCUCCUGUUCAUGAAGCUUUUAAGAACAAUGUGAAUUAAUAUCUGGUAGUAUCUUAUUAGGUUAGUGCAUAUAUUGAUCUUCAUUCAAAAGGUAUACUGAUGCAAAGCUUAAAAUGUACACAAACAGUGAUACAGGUACCUGUAUCUGUUGUUGACUUUGUUACUGAUUAGGAAAUUAAGAAUACAUGUGAUUCAAAUUCAUAUGGACAUGGAAGAAUAUGCAAAUUAUCUCCUUUAAGGGGUAUAGUACUGAAUUAUCAAAUGAUUUAGAAACAAAGUCUUCAAUUCACUACAUAUUGAUCAUUCUUUUGUUAUUGAAUUUAUUAUAGUAUGCAGUAUUUCUACAAUGAUCAUACUGCAUUUAAUUUAUUAUAUUGUACAAUACAAUUUGUAGAUUGUUAUUUUUAUUUAUUGACUUUGCUAUAUUUAAAGAUUCUGUCCAUUUCUGACACCUUUAGGUGAUUUGAGACAAUUCCAACAUAACUACAUGUAGCCGUCCACAAUUUUUGUCCCUAUUUAUGUUGACUGUGAUAUUGUUGUUGUUGAAUCUGGUGACAAUUAAUUAUUUUUAUGCAUUUCUUUAAGGAUAUAUUACAUACAUUGAAUCAAGACAUGAUCUUGAAGCUUUACUUCAGAUUAUGAAAUAUAUUAGCAUUUUUUAAUAUCAUUUGCAACCUUGGGCAUCUAGUAAUUGACCUGUCUGUCUGUUUAGUCCUCUACACAUAAGUUGUUUGCUUUAAGAUUUUAAAAAAUCUUAACAUUUUAAACCUUAAAAUACUUUUAGAUUUAAGUUUGAUGAGUGAUUCAUUUUAUGUGAUGGGUACGUAGGGUGAAUAUCUGUCUGCAAAGAUCACAUUUUUUCUUAGAAGACUGUGUUCAGUAUUUUUAGUAUUUUGAAUAACUGGACUGCAAACUUCAUGUGUGUAUGUGUGUGUGUGCAUGUGUUUAUUUCACAGACACUUUGAAUUCCCCACCACUGGGAGCAGAGUGUUACACUAACACAUUGAAUUCCCCAUCUCUAGAAGCAGAGUGUUACACUAACACAUUGAAUUCCCCACCACUGGGAGCAGAGUGUUACACUAACACAUUGAAUUCCCCAUCUCUGGGAGCAGAGUGUUACACAAACACAUUGAAUUCCCCAUCUCUGGGAGCAGAGUGUUUCAUAAAUACAUUCUACAAUUUUCCAGUUAUAAUAAUUCCGUCCUAUUUCUUUUUCAUUCAAAUGUGUGAAAUUCUAUUUAUAUACAUAUAAUGCCUGAAAAUGUUUUAUCUUUUAUUUAUUUCUAUUUUUUAUACAUGAUUACCUGUAUAUGUACUUAUGAAUGUGUUUGUAUAAGUUUUGUCAUAUUUAGUGGAAGCAUAAUUAACCAUACACUUCCAUAGGCCAUACAAAUUAAAUUCUGUUUUAUAUCGAUCUUUGUUAAAUCUUCAAUCUUUACAUUUAUUAAAUGUUAGAUCAUGGUUCAGAAAUACGGGUUGAUAAUCAGAUUUGUAUGUUAAUAUUCAAAUUCUUUAAAUAUAAAAUUAAUGUUGAAUUAAUAAUUGUGUAAGAUUUUAUUAUUUUCUAAAUUAUUAUACUUAUUGGUUACACGUACAAUAUAUAUUGAGUUUUGACUACAGGCUACUCUUUGCCAGGUUGUGAAAUUGACAGGCACAAAACUAUGUGAUCUUGAGUACAAACAUUCCAAUAAAGCAUUUCUAGUCUACAUUAUUUAUUAAAUCAGUAUUUUAAUCAUGACUAUGUAAAAAUAUGUAUAUUGUGCGUUUUUCCUUAAUCUUUUUGAAUUGAGUGAUUUAUAGUUUCAGAUUUUAAAACAUGUACAUAUGUUUUAGGUACUUUGAGUGCGCUUCUAUUUUGUCCAUUAUACAGUGCUAUAUUGAAUACGUGAAGUUUUACAUGUUGAUACAUUAAAUUUUUUAAAAAGAU